GAGGGUUAUAAGGAUUGAACUUUAGGAUGGUCAUGGCGGGAAGAUCGAGGGACAGCAAAUCCAGAUUGCCAAUGAUCCAUUACGAUCGCCGUUGAAGACAAAAGAACAGAGCUCAAAAUAAAGAAAAUGGCGGCACAAACAUUCAAAAUGAUCAAGAAUACAUAUACACAAACAUUUCAAAUUUCAAUCCCACUCGUUCUACUCCGGCGGAGCUCACUAGUCCGAGAGUCGACACCAAGCGAAUUCAAAGUUCGAGAGGAAGAAUCACAAUCAUUUGGCUGAAAUCCGAAGCAAACGAGCAUUGUGAAUUCAAUUCAAUUAUUACAGAUGCAGGAGAUAAAUUGUGUAGGGCGCUUUUCCUUUUAGUAGGCAUGUUUUAGACUGAUGUCCUUGCUCUUCAUGCGGCUGCAAAUUCAUUUAAUCAUUUCAAUGGAGAACAGCUUGUGCUCCACUUUGAUUUUCGGUGGAAUGAGCCAGCAUGAGAGCAAAGGCCUGGAUGAAUGAGCAAAUUUUACGCCUCAAGAAUAAAUUUAGCAAGAUGAUAAACUGUAUUCGUUCAGGGGAUCAAUUAAAAGUGGAUGAAAUGAUGCAUUCAUCAGAUUCUCUGGCAACUCGAGACUAUUCAGCCAGUGGUUUUUCAUCACGUACUGGGGAGGUGGAACCGAAGGUGGAUAAUGCCAACAUUGAAGAAGCUGAAUCAUCUCUUCGUGAGAGUGGUUAUCUGAAUUAUGAGGAAGCACGUGCUUUACUUGGAAGGCUCGAGUACCAAAAGGGUAACAUAGAAGCUGCUCUUCAUGUUUUUGAAGGAAUAGACAUUGUUGCUGUAAUUUCCAGGAUAAAAGCUUCCAUUUCAACGAGAUAUGAACAAAAUAGACGGCAAUCACAAAGUGAUGUUGUGCCUACUAUGUCUAUGCAUGCCAUUAGUUUACUUCUUGAAGCUAUUUUUCUGAAAGCAAAAUCAUUACAGGGUUUAGGAAGGUUUGUAGAGGCAGCAAAAUCUUGCAAACUACUUUUAGACACUGUUGAAUCUGCAUUACCCGAAGGCUUACCUGAAAAUUUCGCCAAUGAUUGUAAAUUGCAAGGGACACUAACAAAGGCUGUUGAAUUGCUUCCAGAAUUGUGGAAAUCUGCCGGGUCUCCUGAAGAAUCUAUCUUGUCAUACAGGCGUGCCCUUAUUUACCAAUGGAAUCUAGAAAUGGAAACUAGAGCAAAAAUAGAAAAAGAGUUUGCAAUUUUCCUUCUCUAUAGUGGUUGUGAUGCAAGUCCUCCCAAUCUCCGUUUGCAGAUGGAAAGCUCAUUUGUGCCAAGAAAUAAUAUGGAAGAAGCCAUUCUUUUGUUAAUGGAUCUGUUGGGAAAAUAUAUACAUGGAUUGGUUGUUUGGGACCCAUCAAUAACAGAGCAUCUCUCGUUUGCACUGUCUAUUGUUGGGGAAUUUGGAGCUCUAGCUAAUGAGGUUGAACAAUUGCCUCCAGGAACUAUAGGAAGGAAAGAGAAGUACUGGACACUAGCUCUUUGUUACUACGGGGAAGGUAAAAGCUUAGUUGCGUUGAACCUUUUGAAGAACUUCUUGAAUAACAAAGAUAAUGUAGGCUGCUUACUGGAAUUGUUGUUAGCUUCAAAGCUCUGUGGAGAGAAUUUGGUUUGUCUCGAUGAGGGGGUGACUUACAUAUUGAGAGUGCUUUCGGAACUGGAUGGUAGAUGCAUCCAGAUGGUUUCCAUUGCUAAUUGCUUACAUGGUGUAUUACUGUCAGCCAUAUCCAAAUCAAUUGCUUCUGAUUCUCAGAAAUCUUUGAAGCAAUCUGAGGCACUCAAGGCACUACAAACCGCUGAGCAACUGAUGAAACAAAGGGAUCCAUUCAUUGUGUAUCAUCUUUGUCUUGAAUAUGCUGAACAGAGGAAGCUGGAUAUUGCUCUAUACUACGCAAAACAGCUAGUGAUACUCGAGGCUGGGUCUAGUGUGAAGUCGUACAUCCUCUUGGCCAGAAUAUUGUCCUCCCAGAAACGGUUUGGGGAUGCAGAGACUGUAAUCAACGCUGCUCUUGAGCAGACAGGGAAGUGGGAACAGGGCGAACUCUUACGAACUAAAGCUAAGCUCCAGAUUGCACAGGGCCAGUUAAAGAGCAGUAUAGAAACAUAUACUCAUCUUCUUGCUAUAAUUCGAGUCCGGACUAAAAGUAGUGGAGUUGGAAAGAUGCUUUCAAAGGAUGUCUCGGUGAGAACAUCUGACAGAAGUCUGGAAAUAGAAACAUGGAAUGAUUUGGCCAAUAUGUACACAAGCUUGUCUCAGUGGCGGGAUGCUGAGAUCUGCCUAUCAAAAUUGCAGGCAAUCAAUCCAUAUUCUGCUUCUAAAUGGUAUUCCACAGGUUUACUGUAUGAGUCUAAGGGUCUCCCACGAGAUGCUUUGCAGGCAUACAACAAAGGAUUAGGCAUCGAUCCUAACCAUGUUCCCAGCAUGAUAUCAACUGCCCGUCUUCUCCAACAACUGGGCGGCAGGCAGUCAUUUCCUGUGGUAAGAAGCUUGCUAACCGACGCCCUUCGACUUGAUCGAGCAAACCCAUCUGCAUGGUACAAUCUCGGGUUGCUAUACAAAGCUGAUGUCGGGGCAUCCGUGCUGGAGGCUGCCGAAUGUUUUGAGGCUGCAACUCUGCUUGAAGAGUCAGCUCCAGUUGAACCUUUCAGAUGAUGAAAACUUGCCUUCUUUCUCGUAGAGAAGUUGGAUUUUGCUGUCCUAGUUCUACAGGUUUACUCAGAUCUUCCAUUUGCUUGCUGCAUUUUCUUCUUCGGGAUUAGGAACAAUAGUAAUAGAUGAUUGGCACAAAGUAGUGUGUAAAUAGAAAAGCAAAAAUACAUAAGCUGUUAGUUUUCUAGCCAACCUCCUUGUGUUUUUUUUUUUUUUUUUUUCUUUCUAUAGAAAUAUAAACAUCACAAUUUGAAAGUUUGAUUUGUAAAGUGAAUUAAGGAAACAUUGUUCCCCAAGUCAAUGAGUUUUCUUCUUCA
Cucurbita maxima (winter squash) is the source of this 2997-nucleotide messenger RNA. Its product is annotated as protein NPGR2-like. The coding region runs from base 479 to 2683 and encodes 734 amino acids. The transcript is spliced from 7 exons. Gene Ontology annotation, molecular function: protein binding. Lineage: Eukaryota; Viridiplantae; Streptophyta; Magnoliopsida; Cucurbitales; Cucurbitaceae. The record is from RefSeq and is a predicted model, not a curated record.